Aureococcus anophagefferens is the source of this 4968-nucleotide messenger RNA. RefSeq lists its product as hypothetical. The record is from RefSeq and is a predicted model, not a curated record. Gene Ontology annotation, molecular function: protein binding. The transcript has 3 exons. Bases 1 to 4968 code for a protein of 1655 amino acids. NCBI's taxonomy places the organism in Eukaryota, Pelagophyceae, Pelagomonadales, Pelagomonadaceae.
AUGGCCGACGACGACGUGCGCGUCGCGCUCCUCGGCGACGUGACCGUCGGCACGACACAAGAUGCGAACUUCCAGGCGGCGCUCGGCGGGAACCGCCUCGCCCUUUUGGAGCGCCACGGCGUCGUCGUCGCCGGCGUCGGCCGCGAGCUCGCGUGCUUCGCGCUGCGGGACCUCGAGGCGGCGUGCUGGGCCCAGUACGAGGCGCGCGCCGCGGGCAAGGGCUCGAGCAAGCGCGGCGGCGGCGCGGCCGCGCCGCGCGCGGGCGCGGCCGACCUGGGCGGCCCGGUGGGCCCCGUCGCCGGCUCCGGCGGCAACGUCGUCGCCGCGGGCGUCGGCGCGGAGCUGCGCUGCUACGCCGUCGAGGCGGGCCACGCGCUGCGGCUCCUCAAUACCUUCGACUGCGGCGGGCCCGUCGUCGACUGCGCGUGCAGCCCCGACGGCGCGCGCGUCGCCGCGGCGACGGCCGGCGGCGGCGGCUGCGUCGUCGACGUCGCGUCCGGCGCCCGCGCGCCCCUGCCCGGCGGCGCGCUCGCCGUGGCCUUCGACGCGGCCGCGGGCCGCUGCGCCGUCGCGACGGAGAGCGGGCUCGCCCUCGUCGAGGCCGACGGCGCGUCGGCGAGCCUGCCGGCGCCGGACUUCGAGGACGGCGCGGCGCGGCGCGCGCACGCCGUCGCCUGGCUCGACGCGGGCCACGUCUUCGUCGGGUACCGCGACGCCGCCGGGGGCGACGACGCGCUCGCGCGCGCGGCCGUGCACGCCGUCGCCGCGGGCGCGGCCGCGCCGUUCGCCGAGGACGAAGUCGUCGCGUUCUUCGACCGCGAGGCGCCCGGCGCGCCCCACGGCUUCCACGUCGCCGCCCACAGCGACGCGUUGGCCCUCGUCGCCUGCAACCUGAGCCGCGACGUGCGCGUCGUCCGCGCGGACCCGGACGAGCCCGGAAGCUGGUACGUGCACGAGGCCGUCGACGAGGCGCUCCUCUGCUGCCAGACGCCCUGCGUCGCGGCCGCGGACGGCGACGAGGUCGAGACGCUCGUCGCGGGCCUCGCGUUGUCGCGCUGCGCGUCGCGGGCCGCGCCGCCGCGCGACCCGCAGACGCCGCCCGACGCCGGCGCGGCGCCCGCGCCCUUGGCGCUCGUGCUCUCGACGGCCGGGCUCCUGUCGCUCUACGCGCUCGCCGAGGACGACCCGUCGCGGGCGGCGCCGCGCACGCCGCGGCCCCUCGACGCGCUCCCGCCCGCGCCCGCGGCCGCGGGCCAGACGGCGCUCGCGGGCUUCGCGCCGGCCAAGGCGCCGGAGAAGCCCGCCUUCGGCUUCGCCGCGGCGCCGGGCGCCGCGCCGGGCUUCUCCUUCGGCGCGCCCGCGGCCGCGGCGCCGGGCGCCGCGCCGGCCUUCGGCUUCGCCGCGCCCGCGGCCAAGGCGCCGUCGGGCUACCCGCCCAUGGCGACCAAGGCGCCCAGCAAGCUGCCCUUCGGCGCGCCCGCGCCGGCGGCCAAGGCGCCUGCUGGCUACCCGCCCAUGGCGACCAAGGCGCCCAGCAAGCUGCCCUUCGGCGCGCCCGCGCCCGCGGCCAAGGCGCCUUCUGGCUACCCGCCCAUGGCGACCAAGGCGCCGAGCAAGCUGCCCUUCGGCGCGCCCGCGCCCGCUCCGGCGGCCAAGGCGCCGUCGGGCUACCCGCCCAUGGCGACCAAGGCGCCCAGCAAGCUGCCCUUCGGCGCGCCCGCGCCCGCUCCGGCGGCCAAGGCGCCGUCGGGCUACCCGCCCAUGGCGACCAAGGCCCCCAGCAAGCUACCCUUCGGCGCGCCCGCGCCCGCGGCCAAGGCGCCGUCGGGCUACCCGCCGAUGGCGACCAAGGCGCCCAGCAAGCUGCCAUUUGGAGCUCCGGCGCCCGCGGCCAAGGCGCCGUCGGGCUAUCCGCCGAUGGCGACGAAGGCGCCGAGCAAGCUGCCUUUUGGAGCUCCGGCGCCCGCGCCCGCGGCCAAGGCGCCGUCGGGCUAUCCGCCGAUGGCGACGAAGGCGCCGAGCAAGCUACCCUUCGGGGCGCCCGCGCCGGCGGCUGCGGCGACGAGCAAGCCGGCCUUUGGCGCUCCCGCGAGCAAGCUGGCCUUUGGCGCCCCCGCGAGCAAGCCGGCCUUUGGCGCUCCCGCGAGCAAGCUGGCCUUUGGCGCCCCCGCGAGCAAGCCGGCCUUUGGCGCCCCCGCGAGCAAGCCGGCCUUUGGCGCCCCCGCGAGCACGCCGGCCUUCGGCGCCCCCGCGAGCGCGCCGGCCUUCGGCGCCCCCGCGAGCGCGCCGGCCUUCGGCGCCGCGGCCGCGCCGGCCUUUGGCGCGGCGACGCAGGCCCUCGGCGAGACCAAAAGAGCGUUCGGCGACGCGACGCGCGCGCUCGGCGCGGCGCCGGCCGCCGCGACGCUCCCGUCGUUCAAGGAGAUCGAGGCGUCCGUCGGCGCGCCGGCCGGGGGGGCGCGCUCCGGCGAGCGCAAGGCCUACACGGUGCCCCACGACAUGGUCGUGCCGAGGGACGCGGCGGAGGCCGAGAAGUGGCGCGUCGUGCUCGACUUCGAGCAGUCCAUGGCCGACAUGCGCGAGGCCAUGCGCGCGUCGAAGGUCGAGGUCGACGCCGCCGUCGACGAGGGCCGGAGGAAGGGCGAGGACGAGCGGCGCGAGCUCCGCGAGGCCCAGGCGCUCGUGCGCGAGUACCGGGCGCAGGAGCGCGAGCUCGGCGAGAUGCGCGCGCAGCUUCUGGGGAGCUGCGAGGACGUGCGCCGCCAGUGCGCCGACGCGAAGUCGUCCCUGGAGAUCGCCGAGGGCACGCUCGCGGACUGCGACGACCCGGAGAAGAAGGCCAAGGCCGACGAGUGGGCGCGGGUCCUCGAGACGCAGCCUCUGGACGUCGCGUCGAAGGCGCGGCUCGAGCGCCUCGAGAAGCUGGCCUGCGACGUCGCGUCGACGCUCAGCGACGUCAAGCUCGCGCCGUCGGGCUACCCGCCGAUGGCGACGAAGGCGCCGAGCAAGCUACCCUUCGGGGCGCCCGCGCCGGCGGCCAAGGCGACGAGCAAGCCGGCCUUUGGCGCUCCCGCGAGCGCGCCGGCCUUUGGCGCUCCCGCGAGCAAGCCGGCCUUCGGCGCCCCCGCGAGCGCGCCGGCCUUCGGCGCCCCCGCGAGCGCGCCGGCCUUCGGCGCCGCGGCCGCGCCGGCCUUUGGCGCGGCGACGCAGGCCCUCGGCGAGACCAAAAGAGCGUUCGGCGACGCGACGCGCGCGCUCGGCGCGGCGCCGGCCGCCGCGACGCUCCCGUCGUUCAAGGAGAUCGAGGCGUCCGUCGGCGCGCCGGCCGGGGGGGCGCGCUCCGGCGAGCGCAAGGCCUACACGGUGCCCCACGACAUGGUCGUGCCGAGGGACGCGGCGGAGGCCGAGAAGUGGCGCGUCGUGCUCGACUUCGAGCAGUCCAUGGCCGACAUGCGCGAGGCCAUGCGCGCGUCGAAGGUCGAGGUCGACGCCGCCGUCGACGAGGGCCGGAGGAAGGGCGAGGACGAGCGGCGCGAGCUCCGCGAGGCCCAGGCGCUCGUGCGCGAGUACCGGGCGCAGGAGCGCGAGCUCGGCGAGAUGCGCGCGCAGCUUCUGGGGAGCUGCGAGGACGUGCGCCGCCAGUGCGCCGACGCCAAGUCGUCCCUGGAGAUCGCCGAGGGCACGCUCGCGGACUGCGACGACCCGGAGAAGAAGGCCAAGGCCGACGAGUGGGCGCGGGUCCUCGAGACGCAGCCUCUGGACGUCGCGUCCAAAGCGCGGCUGGAGCGCCUCGAGAAGCUGGCCUGCGACGUCGCGUCGACGCUCAGCGACGUCAAGCUCGUCAACGAGCACCGCGAGAAGCUCGAGGCGUCGUUGCCGAAAGCGACGGUGUCGUCCUUCUUCACGUCGCCGCGGCGCACGUCGCGCGGGCCCGGCGUUUUGGGCGACGCGACGAACGACGGGCCCAAGGCGUCGGCCGCGCCGCUGCUCAUCCGGCGCAUCAAGGCGACCUACGAGGCGUCGCUGCGGGUCACGGAGGUGACGCUGCCGGACCUUGACCGGCGCCUGAAGCUCGCCCUCGAGGAGAAGCGCGAGCUCGAGCGCCGCAUCGAGCGGUCGCGCGAGGACGCGUCGCCCGAGUCCGCGGCCGCGGGGUCCUACUUCUCGCCCGGCGGCGACGAGCCCAAGGCGCUGGCCGACGCGCCCUUCGCGUCGUCGCACGAGCACGACGAGGAGGCCCAGCUCCAGCGGAACCUGGCGGCCCUCUUCUCCCAGCCCUUCAAGACGGUCGUCCGCGACUUCCGGCCGCACGUCGUCGGGGUCGUCGGCGCCAAGCCCCCGAACUGGCGCGACCGCGCGCCGCCGCCGGGGUCCGACGGCCCGCUCCCGGCCGUCGUCGACGAGUCGCUGCGGGGCGCGGAGCACUGCGUCUGGUCCGCGAAGCGCCUCGACAAGGCGCGGCGCGAGGCCGACGAGGCCGCGCCGCUCGCGGCCGCGGCGACGCCGCCGAAGGCGCCCCCGGCGGCCGCGCCGUCGCCGAAGCCGCCGGCCAAGGGCCGGCCGCUCGAGCCCGACGCGUCGAGCCCGCCGCGCAAGGCCGACGCGCCCGCCUUCGGGGGCUUCGGCGCCGGCGCCAAGGCCGACGCGCCCGCCUUCGGGGGCUUCGGCGCCGGCGCCAAGGCCGCGGCGCCGCCGCCGCCCGCGGGGCUCGGCGCCGCGGCGCUCGGCGUCUCGGCGCUCUCCGCGUCGGCCUUCGGCGCCGCGGCCGCGCCGGCCUUCGGCGGCGGCGCCGCCGGCGGCGCGACCUUCGGCGCCGCCGCGGCCCAGUCGUCCUUCGGCCAGCCCGCGGCCGGCGGCUUCGGCGCGCAGCCCUCGGCCUUUGGCGCGCAGCCGUCCGCCUUCGGCGCCGCGCCGUCGGGCUUCGGGGCGAGCGCGCCGAGCUCCUCCUUCACGCAGUUCCGGGGGUAA